AUGGACUUGAAACCGGUCACCAGCUCAACUGGGCCGGCAAGGGGAGCGAAUGAGGAAGCAAAGCAGUCGGCUUUCUAUCAGACUUAUCAGUCUAUCAUGGCCCCAAUUAACUUCAUAACCUUUUUGUUGUCUCUCUACCUAGUAGACACACGGAAUCAGAAGUACUGGAGCAAUGCCGCCUUUAGAAGUUGGCUUCCGGCCUGGCUGCACCCUUUCAUCUACAAACCGCAGCCGUAUCGGUGGGCGGACAAGGGGCCGGCGCCUCCGAAUAGGAACGACGAGCGGUGGUACUAUCACACGCGGAAGAGAAAGCUCUUCAAGAUGGAGGCAGCGGAUGCUUUUGCUAUGAGGAAUACCGUGUUGGUGGGGUUGACGUUGGGUGCCGUCGUGGUUAGCGUGGCAAUUUGGUGGUUAGGGUCAUACACUUGGUCUUAUUUCCGGUGA
Molecule: messenger RNA, 444 nt
Organism: Pseudomassariella vexata
Lineage: Eukaryota; Fungi; Ascomycota; Sordariomycetes; Amphisphaeriales; Pseudomassariaceae
Exons: 2
Coding region: 1-444 (147 amino acids)
Source: RefSeq, a predicted model, not a curated record